AUGGCCUCCAUCGGAGCUCUUCCUCAAACUCUGAAGUCCAUUACUGCUACCAAGAUCACUGAGCUGUCUAAGCAGCGAGCUCUGUUCGACAAAAAGAAAGCAGAAAUCCUCGAAGCGACCAGUGCUACCCAGGACCUGAGAAAUCAAGCUCUGAUCCUACUAAAUGGCCUCUCUCGUCUCAAGGGGUACCCAAAAGAUGCAAUUGACAAGGACGAUAUGGACCUAGAUGUUGAAUCUGAUGACAAUGAAGAGGUGGAUGUUACCUUGCCCGGGAUGGGUCAGCUAUAUCAGGCCGAUCACACCAACAUACGCCGCUUUCUCUUACAAGGCCGUUAUGAUGCAUCUAUAUCAACAUCAACUCUGAAAGGAUGGAUCGCUAGCCUGGAGAAUGAACUGCGGUUCUUGGAACUCAAGCAUGAGCAUGCCACGUUCUAUAGCAAAUUGGUCACUGAAUGGCUGUCGCAUCUUGAUAACGAAGCCGCAAACUCGGAUGCCGGCUUCGAAAGCCUUGGUCGUGCAGAAAUGCACGAGCAACGAGCCAAAUGGGAGUCCCUUGUCUUCAUUUCCCCCACUCACGUGGAUGAGAAGGCCAUUCGUGAUUAUCUUGAUGGUUUAUUCCGGCGAUCCAAAUUAUCUCGACAGUCUCUCAAGGAGCUUCGUGCAAAAAUUCACAAAUUUGGAAACGAUAUGGCCACCAAGGGAGAAUGGUUGAAUGUCGAGAAACUACAAUUGGUCUCCAAGUCUCUAUUAAAAACCGAUCUUCUCAGCGCCGACAAAACAACUGUACUGAAAGAGUUCUUACGGAACACAGAGGUUUCACAAGAGGUGGCAGACGUGCUCAACAUGCGUCUGGCAUCUCUUGACACUUGGAGCUGGUCUGGGGAUGGUAUUCCGGUCGAAAUGCGCCGUCAGUUGAAUGGCAAAUACCGUGUCUUUAUGGACGAAGAUCUUCUUGACAGCCUUCUACUACAGUAUCUAGGGACAGAAUGGGCCGUCAAGCUUCGCGAACUGUUAAUGGACUUCUAUAAUUCGCAUGCAUGGAGCCCCCUCAGUGAGAACAUUCCGGAAGAGGAUGUCAAAAGACGCAAAUUUUUCCUGGAAUCAGGCCUUAUGAAUUCUCGAAAUGGAUCAAUCAAUCUUCUACGAGAGCAAACCUACAAAGAAAAAUAUUUCAUGAGCCAGCUUCCUGCAUCCGCAAAGGAAGGGACCCGAAGCUACGAUGAUGAUGCCCAGGAAAAGAAUGCCCUGGACAUAAAGCAUUCUCUUCUGCAUCUUCUGAUCACGGAAUCUCUUAUCUACAAUCGGUAUCGGGGAGAGUUCACAGCAAUCCGGUCUGACUACCAGUGGUUCGGACCGUCUUUGCCUCAUGCGACAGUCUUGACUGUUCUGGAAUAUUUUAACGUCCCAGAAAUGUGGCUUAAAUUCUUUAAGACAUUUUUAGAGGCACCUUUGAAGUUUUUUCAGGAUGGCCCCGAUGCUGUAGUUCAGGUCCGCAGGUGCGGCGUCCCCAUGAGCCAUACUUUGUCGGAUGUAUUUGGGGAGGCUGUGCUAUUUUGCAUGGACUAUGCAGUCAAUCAAACCACAGAUGGAGGCAUACUGUACCGACUUCAUGACGACUUUUGGUUUUGGGGUACCCAGAAGACCUGUGAAGAGGCUUGGCGUGGAAUGACUGAGUACGCCAAAGUAAUGGGUCUUGAGUUUAAUCAAGAAAAAACUGGCACCGUUCAGAUGGGAAGAUCAGGCAUUGAAAGGAAUCCAAAUUUCCCAGUUGGGGACAUUCGCUGGGGCUUUUUGGUUCUAGAUGCGGAACAAGGUCGAUUCGUCAUUGAUCAGAAACAGGUGGACCAGCAUAUCGACGAGCUCAAUAUUCAGCUCUCUUCUUGUAAGAGUGUCUUUGCUUGGGUUCAGGCAUGGAAUAGCUAUUUUGGGAGAUUCUUCCCCAAUAAUUUCGCAAAGCCAGCUAUGUGUUUCGGGCGCGAUCACAUUGACAUGGCUAUUAGUACUCUCAGCCGUAUUGAACGGUCCCUUUUCAGCAAAUUAUCAGACAGAACUUCUAAUAUCCAGGGAGGUGUGACCGAAUACCUCCGCACUAUAAUUGCGGAAAGAUUUGACAUUAAUGGCCUCCCGGAAGGAUUCUUCUACUACCCUGUCGAUCUGGGCGGGCUCGGGCUUCUUAACCCCUUUAUUCAGCUGCUGGCUAUGCGAGAAAAUAUCAAGCAGACACCACGCAAGUUUCUUGAAAAGCCAGAGUUGGCAGAUGAGAAGAGAUACCUGGUUAUGAAAGAGCGUUUUGAGAAGCAAGGCCCUACUUCCUCGAAGACUUGGAUGGAUGACAACGAUAAGCCUCUUCCAUUUAUGUCGUUGGAAGAAUUUACAAAAUACCCCGAGUCAUACAACAGCGAACUUCGGGAAGCAUACACUUCCCUCACAUCUGUGCCUGAGGAGAAGAGCAUCUCCUCCACCGCAGGGUUUACCAAGAGCCAGCGGGGACUCAAGGGGUCCCGCGAUGGGGCUGCCAAAUCUGGACCUAUAUCUGCAAAUUGGGCUGAUAUGACACCUUAUUGGCGCUGGAUCGGAGAACUGUAUCAUGACGAGAUAGUUCGCAAGUAUGGGAGUCUGGCAGCCGUUAACCGCGAGUUCAUGCCUCUGGGGGUUCUCAAGACCUUGAAAGAAGAUCGUUUGAGGUGGCAAGGCUAA
Penicillium macrosclerotiorum is the source of this 2697-nucleotide messenger RNA. RefSeq lists its product as uncharacterized. Lineage: Eukaryota; Fungi; Ascomycota; Eurotiomycetes; Eurotiales; Aspergillaceae. The transcript has a single exon. The record is from RefSeq and is a predicted model, not a curated record. The coding region runs from base 1 to 2697 and encodes 898 amino acids.